GCCAAAUAACACUUCGUCAUCUCUCGACCAAAAACAACCCAGCCUGAAGAACACACCCACCCACAACAACAACAACAACCAUACAAACACCAUCAAAAGCACUCCAACAUGCCUUCACUCGUCGCCCAACCACCAUCGAGUAGCCAAUCGAGCAACCAAGGCGGCAUAGGAUCGUACUACCAAACCAAGACCGAGUAUCUGCAACUGGCAGUCAAUCGGAAGACUCAGAACCUCAGACGACUCGAGGCUCAACGUAACUCGCUCAAUGCUCGGGUCAGACUCCUCAGAGAAGAGCUCCAGCUCUUGCAAGAGCCAGGAAGCUACGUCGGCGAGGUCGUCAAGGUGAUGGGGAAGAAGAAAGUCUUGGUCAAGGUUCAACCUGAGGGAAAAUAUGUUGUUGAUUUCGCGCCAUCUAUUCAGCUUUCCCAACUCACGCCUGCACUCCGAGUUGCCUUGCGUUCGGAUUCCUAUCAGCUCCACUCGAUCUUACCAUCCAAGGUGGAUCCGCUGGUCUCAUUGAUGAUGGUCGAGAAGGUGCCAGACUCGACGUAUGAGAUGGUUGGAGGGCUAGACAAACAGAUCAAGGAGAUCAAGGAGGUCAUCGAGUUGCCGGUCAAGCAUCCGGAACUAUUUGAUGCGCUGGGGAUUGCCCAGCCGAAAGGGGUGCUACUCUAUGGGCCUCCGGGGACGGGGAAGACGUUACUGGCUCGGGCGGUAGCACAUCACACCGACUGUCGGUUCAUCCGGGUCAGCGGGAGCGAACUGGUCCAGAAGUACAUCGGCGAGGGCUCGCGGAUGGUCAGAGAGCUGUUUGUGAUGGCCAGAGAGCAUGCGCCGUCGAUCAUCUUCAUGGACGAGAUCGACUCGAUCGGAAGCUCGCGUGGCGAGAGUGGAAGCGGCGGGGGCGACUCCGAGGUCCAGCGGACUAUGCUCGAACUCCUCAACCAACUCGACGGCUUCGAACCCUCUAAAAAUAUCAAGGUCAUCAUGGCCACUAAUCGGAUCGACAUCCUCGACUCUGCACUCCUCAGACCCGGUCGAGUCGACCGCAAGAUCGAGUUCCCUCCGCCCGGCCCUGAGGCACGAGUCUCGAUCCUAAGGAUCCACUCCCGAAAGAUGUCUCUCACCCGUGGAAUCAAUUUGAGAGCCCUGGCAGAAAAGAUGGGCAACUGCAGUGGAGCCGAGGUGAAGGGAAUCUGUACCGAAGCAGGAAUGUAUGCUUUACGUGAGCGUCGACAACACGUUACUCAAGAGGACUUGGAACUCGCAGUAGCUAAGGUCUUGAAACGCAACCUGGAUGCAAGCACUUCGACCACUAAGUUGUUCACAUAAGCUCGGGGGAACGGACGUGUCGCUGAAAAAAACUUGACUCGCUACAUCCCCCAAUCUUGGCCUCCUCUUCUGACAAUCUAGCUCACUGUAAUGAUCUAAUGUAAUUUGCUCACUGUCAUCGGUCAUUUCGAUGAUCUAUGAUGAUGAAACUUCCAAUCAAAUCCACCAUCACACGGCUUUUUUGAAUGAUCUUGCUCACAGUUCGGAUCUAAGUGAGGCGUCGUUAAAAGGUGUCAGUGCGGUGAUGGUACAUACAGUUUCCACUCAACAGUCAGAUCGGACGCUUUA
Messenger RNA from Puccinia graminis f. sp. tritici CRL 75-36-700-3, 1620 nucleotides. RefSeq names its product 26S protease regulatory subunit 8. Gene Ontology annotation, molecular function: ATP binding; ATP hydrolysis activity; proteasome-activating activity. Lineage: Eukaryota; Fungi; Basidiomycota; Pucciniomycetes; Pucciniales; Pucciniaceae. Gene Ontology annotation, biological process: proteasome-mediated ubiquitin-dependent protein catabolic process. Gene Ontology annotation, cellular component: proteasome regulatory particle, base subcomplex. The record is from RefSeq and is a predicted model, not a curated record. The transcript has 5 exons. The coding region runs from base 109 to 1332 and encodes 407 amino acids.